AUGCUGAAUACAUUCAAGACAAAGUCGACGCAAGCGGCAGCAUUGGCACGGAAUAAGGCGGAAUCGCUCAAAGGCGCAGCCCAAAAGUCAAGUAUUGUCAGCUCGAUUAAAGAUGCGACGCAAAAAGGAUCAAUAGCAUUGCAGGCAAAGGCUGAUGCACUUAAUAUUAAGGUACCAGCUGUGGUAAAAUCAUCAGAUUCGUCCUUAUCGCUCGCUGACACGAUAAAUGAGAGUGAUUUAGAAGAAGGAAAAGCUUCUUCUGAUACAAAUCAAGAAAAAGAAGGUUUAUUGAAUGAUUUGAAGUACGAGUGUGGUCUCACAAAACGUCAACGACUAUAUGGAGCGAUUAUCUGCUACUUGUUUGGCACGCUUUGUGGUUUCUUAUCGACAUUAAUGAUGUGGGGAGGCCCGAAACAUCUCAAGCAGUUUGCUUUCUUUUAUACAUUGGGAACAAUUUGCAGCAUUGGCAGUUCACUUUUCUUGAUUGGACCUAUGAGACAACUUCAGGUCAUGUGCAUGCCUGUUCGACGCAUUGCCUGCUGCGUUUGGCUAAGUGCCAUGUUCACGACACUUGUUAUCGCCUUUGGUUUCCCAAAAGCAGUUCCGCUUAUAUUGCUGCUAAUUGUUAUACAGUAUAGUGCAAUGCUUUGGUAUGGUGCUUCGUUCAUUCCUUAUGGUCGAGCCGUUCUUCGAAAGAGCUGCUUCAAAGCAGCUAGUUACGUCAGCAGCUAG
Peronospora belbahrii is the source of this 732-nucleotide messenger RNA. The record is from the annotation of a GenBank genome assembly. Lineage: Eukaryota; Oomycota; Peronosporomycetes; Peronosporales; Peronosporaceae.